ACAAUCGAUCGAAUUUAGUUGAGCAUAGACAGUUGAAAAUGAAGUGUUUUCUACUUGUAACGACCAUAGCGUUACUCGCUACAUACAUCCAAACGGGCAAUGCCAUUCAAUUGAAUUGUAAAUUUGUAACUGUUGCCAAUUAUCCGUGGGGAAGUAUUUACGAAUGUGACGCCACAGUUGUGUAUGAUGCUCAAAAUGUAAACCGAGUGACUGCUGUAACCGGAACACAUAGCAGUGGAAAGGGAAAUGCAGAUGUUCACGGACUGAGGAUCCAGAGUCAGAAAUUGGAUCAUUUUCUUGUGAAUAUUCACAAAUUUUUUCCAAAUUUAAAAUUGCUGUAUUUCCUAUCCACAUCCAUUCCACACAUCAGCAAUGCUCAUUUACUUCCACUAACAAAUUUGGAGUAUCUGGGUCUGUACAACAAUAGCAUUACGUCACUGGAGAGCAACCUCUUUGCCGGCUUCGAAUCAAUAAAAUUUAUUACAUUCAGCAACAACAAGAUAAAGCACGUUGGAUUGGAUUUUAUUUUACCGAACACGGCUCAUUUGUUUGAUUUUUCUAAAAAUCCGUGCAUCGAUAUGAAGGCAGAAACUCCUGCUCAAAUUACGGAAUUGCGACAGAAAUUGCUAGUGAACUGUCCACCACUUAACUGUUGCGCCUAAACUGAUUAUGGAAUGUUGAACGAUGGAAACAUGAAACUUUAAAAUGUAAAAAACAUGCAAUAAACUAACUAAUUGAUGGAUUAUAUUCUCUAUGG
Molecule: messenger RNA, 757 nt
Organism: Bradysia coprophila
Lineage: Eukaryota; Metazoa; Arthropoda; Insecta; Diptera; Sciaridae
Product: leucine-rich repeat neuronal protein 3-like
Source: RefSeq, a predicted model, not a curated record